AGGGCUUGCAGGAUUCAAUGUCUGGUUACAAUCCCCCCGAGAGUAGCAUGCUCACUCGAGGUGCUAUCAGUCGUUUGCCGACUAUGAGCCCAAAUGAGCUUAAUGGGUACCAUCCAAUCCUUCAGAUCACGGCUGUAGCAGCUAUGGGUACAGCCGACAACGGGACGAGAAGACUACGUGUUGUGGUCUCUGAUGGGAUCCAUUGCUCAAGUGCAAUGCCGUUUGGACAUCUCUUACAGGGUAAUGUACAAUUCCGACAGUACGCGCUGUGUCGAUGUACGUUCUCCUCUGCCAAUGUGAAGGGUAAACACGUAUUCCUGAUAAAGGAUUGCGAAGAGGUGUGUCCGCCGCUACGCGAUGCUAUAGGUAACCCGACAAUUUAUCGUCCGAGCUCAGCGACGAUGCCUAACAAUGCUGCUAACGAGAAUGUACCGUCUCAUGGGAAUGGUAUGGCUCAGCCAGCUGGACGUGGUUCACAGUUACAGCACUACCCCACUCUCGAUGACCCAACAACGACUGGGGGGUAUCCGCAAUACGGAGGCUCUGCUACUACCACAACGGGGUACCAGCAGCAAACACAACAUCAGUAUCAGCAGCCCCCCAGUGGUGGUGGUAGCAGUAGUGGAGCAGGGUCCUCAGGGGCAUCGGGUGGGAGGCAAUUACCAACUUUUAUGCAGCAGCAACAACAAACACAAAAUCCGCAUAAAGUCACUGGACCACCACUACGGGCGAACCCGACGAAUCCUUACCAGCAACAUAACAACCAACAGCAACCCAUGGGCGGUGGGAUGCUCAGUCGUCAUCAAACAGUGUCUCUCGGUGGUAACACUCAGCAGCGACCCAUCCCAGGAGCCGUCCAACCUGGUCGCCCACAACCGCCGUAUCAGCAGCAGCAGCAGCACUACGGUGGACCUCAACAACCACACAGUAGUGGUCCAGUGUCGUAUCGUCCUGUCGCUAGUGAUAUCAUCCCGAUAUCACAGCUCAGCGUGUACUCGCAGAAAUGGACCAUCAAGGGUAGAGUGUCGAGCAAAUCGGACGUACGAACCUUCGUCAACGCUCGAGGAGAAGGACAGCUAUUCUCAAUCGAAUUAGUCGACGAUCAAAACGGCGAGAUUCGUGCGACCUUCUUCAACAGCGCUGUCACUAAGUUCUACCCUGCUAUCCAACAAGGCAGAGUGUAUACUUUCAGUAAGGGCCAAGUGAAGCAAGCCAAUGCUAGGUUCAAUCCAGGAGCAGCCUAUGAGCUCACUUUCAAUGAUGAUGCCAUUAUUGAGGAGGCCAACGACUCAGCUGAUAUACCGCGGAUACUGUAUAAGAUAUCAAAGAUCGCUACGAUUCAGGAUCGCAACGCUGAUGAGUUCGUUGAUCUAUGUGGUAUCAUCACGCAUUGCGCUCCAAUCUCUACGAUUGUGGUGAGGAAUACUGGACAGGAGAGAGCCCGACGAAAUUUCACCAUAGUUGACGAUAGUGGUUGCUCUAUUGAGAUGACGGUGUGGGGAGAGACGGCCCAGAAUUGCGGAGUGGACGAGAAUAGAGUGCAGUAUCAUCCUGUUGUGAUGAUAAAGAACGCUCGUAUCAGUAACUAUGGUGGGAAGAGUCUUACGACUGCCUCUACCACCACUUUGGAGGUGGAUCCUGACGAUUCUCGGGCUUUUGAGGUCAAGAAUUGGUGGCUGCAAGGGGGACAGACAGGUGCGGUACAAGCCUUGUCGAGUGGAGGAGGUGGUGCUGGAGGGAACGCUCCUAAGACGGUUAUUGAGUAA
This is a messenger RNA of Perkinsus marinus ATCC 50983, 1766 nucleotides long. Its product is annotated as replication factor a 1, rfa1, putative. The coding region runs from base 18 to 1766 and encodes 582 amino acids. NCBI's taxonomy places the organism in Eukaryota, Perkinsozoa, Perkinsida, Perkinsidae. Gene Ontology annotation, biological process: DNA replication. Gene Ontology annotation, molecular function: DNA binding. The transcript is spliced from 17 exons. Gene Ontology annotation, cellular component: nucleus. The record is from RefSeq and is a predicted model, not a curated record.